AUCUAGUAUCACGGAUUAUCUCGAGUCACGGCGCAAACUAUAGCCAAUUUUUUUGCUACGGUACCGGCACUCUAAGCAUCAAAAUUUUUAAACAAAUGUUUUGGUUUGUUUACAUAUAAUAAUGCUCUAUAUACAUUAAUCAAGGUAUAUUCAUAAAGACAUCCGCAAUCAUGGUUAUGGAAGAGCAAGAAAAUUCUUCGGGAUUGGCUUCAGAAUCAAUUCCAGUCCCAAGAGUUCACGAUUCUAUGAUUGAAACCCAAGAAGCAUUAGUGAAUCAAAAUGAAGAGAGACGAAGAAAACCGCGUCUCCGAAAAAAGGCAUUACACGCAGUGAUUCGUAAGCAAAUGGAGUUUUACUUUAGUGAUGCUAAUUUGAGUAAAGAUCGAUUCCUGGCGAAUUUGAUACAAGAAGAUUCUUAUGUUGAUUUGGAUACAUUUCUUCAAUUCAAUAAAAUUCGAGCACUCACUAAUGAAACAAGUCGUAUUGCCAAAGCACUAGAAUCUUCUGAAUUUUUAGCUCUUUCUGAUGAUCGCUCCAAAGUACGUCGAAUUACUCCGAUUAAUAUUCGGGAAGAUUGUGACGUUUGUACAAUUUACGUUCAAGGAUUACCACCUGAUGCUGAUCAUGAUUGGCUAAUAAGUAUUUUUUCUCAAUUUGGACCAGUUGCAUAUGUUUCGAUUCCAAGAUAUAAGACCAAUAAAAAAAUUAAAGGAUUUGCCUUUAUCGAAUUUGAAUCUUCGGAGGAUGCUGAUAAAUGUCUUGAAGCAUUUCAAGAUAAAGGCUGUGUUUUACCAUCAUAUACAGCACCAGAGAGUUUAUUAAGCAUUACAACAUUUUCUGAGGAUGAUCCACCGAGUGGUUUAGAUAACAUGAACCUUGGCUCAGAACCUAUAGCUCAAGAUGUUAAGAUAUCAAAGCGUCCUCCACCAGUAGAGUCUGAGUCUGAAUUAGAGCAAGAUGUGUCAAAGGUAAAAAAACCACGAAUUAAUGGAUCUGAUAAUAGAAACGUUGAUCAAGAUAAGGGAACAGCUGAAAAUAAUGAUACAAGUGAUAAGACAGGAGAUGAAGUUGAAACUGAAGAUAAUGAUAAGGUUGAUGAAAAGGACGAACAGAAGAAAAAGAAGAAGAGGAAAAGGAAAAAUCGAGCCAGAAAUGAACAACCUGAUAUAACUGAAUAUAGACUUCGUAUAAUGGCGAAAAAAGAAUGGAAAAAAAUAAGAAACAAGUAUCUUCAGUUGCAAAGAAAUAAAAUGAAACAGCUAAAGCAACAUUUGAAAAAGACUCGAUGGAAUCAGUGGAAUUCAUAUGAUCGGAGGGAAAAUAAAAUGGAAGUUGAUGAUAAUAUUAAAAAGGAAGAACAAAAUCCACAAAUCUCUAAACCGCCUAAGUUUACAUUUGCUGAAGGCUUAAUUACUAAAAUUGAAUUAGAUGAACCAUGCUCAAGUGCAAAAAGUUUUAAAAAUGAGCUACGUAAUGAGCCUGGAGUACAGUAUAUUGAUGUUAGAGAUGGUUACACUUGUGCAUAUGUUCGAUGUGAUACUGCUGAAGCAUCAGAGAAUUUUGUUAAAAAAUACGCAGAUGAUAAGACUGUUAAUAUUUUACAAGGAGAAGAAGAAAAAGCCUAUUGGGAUAAAAUGAUGAAGGAUAGAGAAGAAAAAUUGACAAAAAAAGAUCGAGUCAAGCAAAGAGGAAGAGAUAAGUUAUUGAAGAAAGCAGAAAAAGAGCUAGGGAAACAUAUUAAAUUUGAUGAGGUAUCAUAAUAAUAUAGAUUCUGUCUAAUAGAAAAAGUGAUUUUUUCAAUUAAUUUGAAGAUUCAUUCGUAUCGUAUAUUAUCGAAGAAUGUCUGGAAUCACUUAAUUAUAUUUACAAAAAAAUGUAAAUAACUAUUGUUAAGGUUUUCUAAUCGAAAUAUAAAGUUCAUCAGUAUAUUAAUAAAAAUA
Messenger RNA from Chelonus insularis, 1940 nucleotides. It is a transcript of the gene Larp7, whose product is annotated as La related protein 7. Gene Ontology annotation, biological process: RNA processing. Lineage: Eukaryota; Metazoa; Arthropoda; Insecta; Hymenoptera; Braconidae. Gene Ontology annotation, cellular component: nucleus; ribonucleoprotein complex. The record is from RefSeq and is a predicted model, not a curated record. Gene Ontology annotation, molecular function: RNA binding. The coding region runs from base 171 to 1760 and encodes 529 amino acids. The transcript has 2 exons.